AUGAAGGCCCGACAAAUGGCCCGCAGCCGGAUCCGGGAGCAGGAGCUAAAUCCCGUGUUUCACUUCCAAAACAAGACCGAAGACAACCAAAUUCUUACGCGGGCCAGAAUCAAGCAGGCGUUGAAAAGUGGCACACUAAAUUUGUCGGGCAAGGGAUUGGCAUCAGUGCCGGAAAAGGUGUGGAACUUGAGCGAUUCGGAUGAGAACGAGAAAGAGGUACGGUACGAUUUGGAUCGCUCGAACGAUGAGGAAACCUGGUGGAACCAAAAGUCGCUGACUUCGUUGGAUCUCAGCUCCAACACGCUGACGACGAUCAGCGAAAACAUUCAAAAUUUAGCUGAUCUUACUGUGCUGAAUCUACAAGAUAACGCAUUAACAAGCCUUCCGAAUAGCAUCGGAUCGCUAACCAAGCUAACCAAACUUAGCGUCAGCCGUAACAAACUGACCGAGCUGCCGGAGAGUUUCUUCCAGUUGAAGGAGCUCAAGCAUCUCAACCUGUCGCAUAAUGAAUUUCCCGAGGUCCACUCCAACAUAAGUGAUCUCAUAAUGCUUGAAACAUUGGAUAUUUCGUUCAACAAAAUUAACGCAAUACCUGGUGGCGUUGGGUUCUUAGUUAGACUGCAGCAACUAACCCUGAGUAACAACCAUCUAACGGAAUUGCCGAACGAUAUCGUCAAUUUGUGCAAACUCCACAAGCUCGAUCUGGCCAAGAACGACUUGAAACUGCUGCCACCGGUAAUGGGCGAGCUGCGUAAGCUGGAAUGUCUGUACGUGCAGCACAACGACAUCGAGGAGCUGCCCGAUUUUACUGGUUGCGAGGCGCUCAAGGAGCUGCACAUCUCAAACAACUUCAUCAAGACGUUGCCGGCGGACUUUUGCGAAAAUUUGCCCCAACUGAAGGUGCUCGAUCUGCGGGACAACAAGAUCGAGCGGCUGCCGGACGAGAUCGCGCUGCUCGCCAGCCUGACGCGGUUAGAUCUCUCGAACAACACGAUCAGUAGUCUGCCCUCGUGCCUGUCCACGCUGGCCCAUCUCGUUAGCUUGCAGGUGGAAGGAAAUCCGAUCCGCUCGAUACGCCGCGAUAUCAUCCAGUGUGGCACGCAACGCAUACUGAAAACGCUCAGGGAAAGAGACGGUACUGGCAAAGGGACACCGAAGACCGGAGCAGAGGGUGGUGGGUCGGGAAUGGUCAAAAGUUCGCCCUUUGCUGCCGAGAGCACCUUUCCGGACGUUUAUCAGAUGCGCAAGGGCCGAGCGCUGAUCGUUAGUUCGAAGGGCUUGAUCGACGUACCGGAGGCCGUGUUUCUCGAUGCACUUGAGGCGUGCGUUUACAACGUGGACAUCAGCAAGAACAGGCUAACUGCCGUUCCAUCUGGCAUAACCAACCUGUCCGCUCUUCUGACGGAACUGAACGUUAGCUUCAAUUUGCUCCAAACCGUACCGGCCUUCUUCUCGCAGUUCGAAAAGAUCAGCUAUCUUAAUCUGUCCAACAACCAGAUGGUGGACCUGCCGGAGGUAGUCGGGCUUUUAGUCACCCUGCGGGAGCUUAACGUCGUCAACAACCAGCUCAAACGCAUCCCAGAAUGCGUGUACGAACUGAGAGGGUUAGAGAUAUUUCUGGCCAGUGGCAACAAAAUUGAGGAAAUCGAUGCAACUGAUCGUGGGCUGGGUGCGCUCAAGCGGCUGGCAACGCUGGAUCUGGCCAAUAACAAUAUUAAACACGUGCCACCAAUUCUGGGCACACUGAAGAACAUCACCACGCUGGAGUUGAUUGGGAACAGCUUCCGCCAACCGCGGCAUCAGAUACUGGAAAAAGGAACGGAAUCGAUCAUGUCCUACCUGAGGGACCGCAUUCCCCAGUAGGAGUCUGUGCACAACUGGCUGAUAGUAAGGCAUACGCAUUUUGCGCCACAGCAAGCAGCUUCUUUCGCAUAACAGGGUUAUUACGUAGUACUGGCACCUGCACGCGUUCCUCGCAUGUUCAACUCAAACCGUGAUGUUUAUGGCCAUACUCGGUUACCUUACAGGAUUGUGUACCAAAAAUAAAGUUAAAAAUUUUAAUA
Anopheles nili is the source of this 2063-nucleotide messenger RNA. RefSeq names its product leucine-rich repeat-containing protein 40 (gene f-cup). Bases 1 to 1863 code for a protein of 620 amino acids. The transcript is spliced from 7 exons. Gene Ontology annotation, molecular function: protein binding. Lineage: Eukaryota; Metazoa; Arthropoda; Insecta; Diptera; Culicidae. The record is from RefSeq and is a predicted model, not a curated record.